AUGGAUGGACAAUUCUCAGCAAAAUCAGAUGUGUUCAGCUUUGGUGUGAUCUUGCUUGAGAUCAUUAGUGGGAAGAAGAAUAACAGCUCUCACCUUUCUGAAAAGUCUCAGACACUCAUCAGAUAUGCGUGGCAACUAUGGAGGGAAGGGAAGGAGCUGGAGUUCGUGGACCCAGUGAUGAUGGAAUCAAGCCCAACCGAAGACCUUACAAGAUGUAUGCAUAUUGGGCUUUUGUGUGUGCAGGAAGAUCGAAACGACAGGCCCACCAUGUCGUCUGUGGUGGUUCUGUUGGGAAGUGGAACAGUAUCACUUCCCCAGCCAAGACAACCUGCUUUUUUUGUGCCAAAAGUUAUACCAAUCAACCAGUCUUCGUUAACAAACCGUUCUGAAUCUGGUCUUACUGUUUCUAGUGUAUUUUCUAGUGCUUUGCCAUGACGAUGACGAUGACAUACAAGUAUAUGAGUUAUGGAGAAUGUGAAAAAUCUGUGUCCUAACAUUAACAUAUAUAUUCGAUGAGUGCACUGCACGCAUUAAUUUCUCUU
Humulus lupulus (European hop) is the source of this 542-nucleotide messenger RNA. RefSeq names its product cysteine-rich receptor-like protein kinase 44. Gene Ontology annotation, biological process: protein phosphorylation. The transcript has 2 exons. The coding region runs from base 1 to 435 and encodes 144 amino acids. NCBI's taxonomy places the organism in Eukaryota, Viridiplantae, Streptophyta, Magnoliopsida, Rosales, Cannabaceae. The record is from RefSeq and is a predicted model, not a curated record. Gene Ontology annotation, molecular function: protein kinase activity.